Closterium sp. NIES-65 is the source of this 1629-nucleotide messenger RNA. NCBI's taxonomy places the organism in Eukaryota, Viridiplantae, Streptophyta, Zygnematophyceae, Desmidiales, Closteriaceae. The record is from the annotation of a GenBank genome assembly.
AUGGCCCAUCCUGUAUGCAUUUCCCAAUCAUCCCCUUCCUCCCCAUCCCCCUUCCACGGUUUCCUUCCUCCCCAUCCCCCUUCCACGGUUUCUUUCCUCCCCAUCCCCCUUCCACGGUUUCCUUCCUCCCCAUCCCCUGUCCACGGUUUCUUUCCUCCCCAUCCCCCUUCCUCGGUUUCUUUCCUCCCCAUCCCCCUUCCACGGUCCUCUGGCCAAUCUCUUCUGGUGGCAUCACCACACCAGGCCGUCUCCUCCUCUGCCACUGCCUCUCUGUGCCUCACUGUUCCCCACAUGCCCCACAUACCAAACAUGCUCCUCUUUCCUUCAACCCCCCUUCCCCCCAACCCUCAGGUCCUCUGGGCAAUCUCUCUCCUCGUGGCAUCACCCCAUCCCGCCGUCUCCUCUACUUCUUCCUCACCGUGCCCCACAUCCUGCUCUUUCCUUCAUUCCCCCUUCCCCCCAACCCUCAGGUCCUCUGGGCAAUCUCUUCUGGUGGCAUCACCUCACCCCGCCCUCUCCUCUUCCUCCUCCUCCGCCUCUGCAUCUGCCUCACUGUGCCCCAUGUGCCACGGGUCCACUGGGCAAACCCUCCUCGUGGCAUCACCUCACCCCGCCGUCUCCUCCUCUUCCUCCGCAGCUGCUGCCUCUGUUUCUCUCUGCCCCACGUGCCACGGGUCAGGGGUGAUGAAAUGCUCUGUGUGCAAUGGAGACGCGUGGAAAAACAAGAUCACGUUCGACCGGGUGCUGGACUCGCCACUGAAAGCCUGGGAUGCGUACCGCAUGGCCAAACCCGUCAUGCCAUCCCCUGAGGCAAUGCAGGACCCCAACCGCGCUGCCUUCUGGCUGCUGCAGCGGCCGGCAGUGGAGGAAGGGGUGGAGAUGAGCGAGAGGGACAAGGAGGCCGUGUGGUGGGAGCACCAGUGGAACCAGCGGUACGAAGGCAUGCGGGAGGCAGUGCUGCAGAAGCAGCCGGGGUGGCAGCAGGCUCACCAGGCUUUAAUCGAGAUGGAUCCAUCUGCGGCUCUCAACGACCCUCAGCUCGAUGCUGCUGUCCGAACCAAGCCACUCAAGGCUCGGCGGCUGCCGAAGCUGGAGGGCGACGCCGAGGCUCGGGUGGCCGCAGCUCUGGAGGAGGCUUGGAAGAAGGUGGAGAAGAUGACUCCUCCCCCCCGACCCAAAGACUUUGGGUCCUUCCAGCUGGACUGGGUACAGGAACCCGAUCAGAGCAAGAUCAAGGGCGAGGCGGAGAGGCAGCAGUGGCAGGCGAUGCUGCAGCAGCAGAGGGAGGUGGAGGAGAAAAUGCUGGACGCUGCCUGGCGGGACACCUGGCAGAACGACAAGGUAGAGGAGAGCUUGAAGAAAGCCAUUUCUCGCAUGAAAGCAGCCGAUGAAGCAGCGAGGAGAGCUAAGGCUGCAGAGGCGGCUGCUGCUGCAGGAGGGGGAGCAGCAGCAGGUGCAGCAGCAGGAGGAGGGGUGGGUGGGAAAGGAGGGGCAGCGAGCAGUGGGGGCAAGGCGGCAGGGAAGAAGAGCAGCGGAGGGGACAAGGGCAAGGGCAAGGGCAAGCCCUGCGUGAACUGGGCUUGCAACCGGCCAAUCGACCCCAAGGGGCACAGCACAGCCCACCCUUAA